Messenger RNA from Liolophura sinensis, 2924 nucleotides. RefSeq lists its product as uncharacterized. NCBI's taxonomy places the organism in Eukaryota, Metazoa, Mollusca, Polyplacophora, Chitonida, Chitonidae. Bases 76 to 1095 code for a protein of 339 amino acids. The record is from RefSeq and is a predicted model, not a curated record. The transcript is spliced from 10 exons.
UGACACGGGUGCAAACGUUUGGGUUGUUUGUUAUUGUUUGAGAGGAGUUAUUAUAUUACCUACUAAUCUGCAACCAUGGCGGAACAAAGCACGGGUAGUGAUGGUAGAAAAUUCUCAACAUCUACUGAUUACACACAGUACGGUAUCACAGACAUUCCUAAAACAACUGUACACACGGCGUGGGGGAGGUCACGGACAUUUGCAGGACUCCACUUUAAGGACUGGCUUUUUAUCAGUGUUUCCUUAGUAAAUAUUUUGGCAGCUAUAGGUCUGACGAUCUAUCGUCUUGUAGUGGUCGUUAAGGAAAACUCAGAUUCCCCAGACUUCACCUUUACUGUCCUUUUACUUAUAAAUGCAGCAUUUUGUACCUUUUACAUGUUACAUGGCGUUCUCAGAGAAAGAGCCUAUGAGUUGUAUGUUUUUAUCAUUGCCAUUCUGGUUGUUCUGGUGUACUGUAUAAUUGAGUAUGCUUUCCUCAACGUGGAAGGUCGAACUACUGUAAAACUGGUUCGCAUGAUAGCAGCUUGCAUUUUGGCUCCACCCAACAUUUACCUGGCUUGGUCAGUAGCUCGAGACUUUGGCUAUCUAGAGUUUAAGAUUGUUGGAGCUUCAGAAGUACUUCAAAAUAUGUAUAAACGAGCCUCCAUUUUCUUCUGUUUGAUGAAAUUUGAUCUUCAAGUCACAUCUAGUUUUGUUCUACUGGCGUUGAAAGAGGGGACAAGCUUAGACAUUUUGGAACAGGUAUCCCUUGGUGUAGGGAUUCCUUACACCUUUCUCUGGGGACUUCUUGGAUGGUUUAUGAUGGAGAGAGAAAUAAAGGCAUUGGCAUGGGUAUUUAUGGUCACCGGUCUUGUUAAGCCAAGCUAUUAUAUAUUCAAAAUAGUAAAGGUUUACAUGGACCUCUCUACCAACAAAGACCUUAGUUCCACCAUCAUUUAUUCACUGUUAGCAGCAGGUGCUUUGUGUCUUCUGGUUUGGAUCAUUUUAAUGUUGGAAUUACCUGUGGUUUACAGAAACUUUGGAAAAGGUCUCAAAGAAAAAGCUUUUGCCAAGAAAGUGAAUGAAAGCACUGGAUUGCUCAGCAAUAAAAUCUGAAGUUAUCUUUGAUGACAAUCCUUCUGAAACAGCUUCAUAAUCAAGCACAUAUUGACAACACCAUCCCCCAUGACAAAUAUUUCAUGAAUAUUUUCAUUAUUUUUAGCUCAUGUUUGUAAACUAUUUCACUCUUGUAAGCACACAACAAAUGUGUAAAAGAAUAUGUAAAUUAUACAUGGCUUGGCUUGCAGCUCAUAUUUUUAUGUCAUUGUACAUGUACAUUGUUUUUUCAUGUGCCUUUGUUAACCAUAACACAGUUUUAUAUUCAAAAGGAAGUGCUAAAGUGGGUAUUUUAUCACUUAAAAUUUAUGCUGAAUUAUUGCUCUCAGUUUAUGACUUAAUAUGACACAACUCCCAAACAUUUGAAAUUUUUCAAAUGUUACUGUUGUACAGUCUGUAAAUUUUUUUUAUAUUAAUUUUUUCAGUGAAGGCAGUAUCAAUUACUUAAGGUUACAUUUUUUUAUAGAUUUAGAUUUGUACUUUGUUUAUACUAAAUAGUCAGCUUUUGCUUGAGAGGAGUUGGUGUUACCCUGCUGACUCUGCUGACACAGUGAUCCUAGGUGAUAUACUCAUUAAUUGCGUUAAGUCUUUUAGAUUUACAAUGUGCAUGGAAGUUGUGUACCUAAUGAUCAAAACUCAACACAAAUUGUUUCUGACUUGCUUGACCAGCUUGAUAUGGUUUGCUAAACAUGAGCUGUCUGCACUGGUAAACUUGGCCUAAGUGUUACACAACCACAUGUAUCUUGUAGUUUCUUUCUGUAGCCAAGGUGGUUAACACACCAGCAUGGAGCAAUAAGACAGGAGCCUCCCACCAAUGGAGUCGCUGUGAGCUUGUCUUUCUCAUGCUGGCUUCCUCUCUGGUCGUACAUGGGAAGGUAUGCCAGCAGUCUGCAGAUGGGUGUGGGUUUCCACGAAGCUCUGCUCGAUUUCCUGUCACCAUAAUGCUGGCCGUCAUCAUACAAUUGAAAUAUUCUUGGGUAUGGCGUAAAACACCCAUUCAAUAAAUGAAUAAACUGUACUCCCAAUAUUAUGUGUAUAAUUAUAGUUUAACUGUCGACUUCAUGUGUAGGUUGAUGACCAAACUCUGUGAUAUUUUGUCAGGCUAACAUUGAUCAAAGUAUUUGUCAUUGUGAAGAUUCCGCUGCCUGUCAGUAUUGAGUAUAAUAUAGAAAAAUAUUUUUUUUACCUAUACCUUCUAUAUAACCUGAUAUAAUUACUGUAAUCAGAACAGGUACAUUAUUAAUAUAUCCAAAUGUAAAUAAUCCACAUGACAGUGCGAAAUCUUUUAUUUUAAGUGGUCCUUGGUAUAUUAUUCAUUAUGUUACACUUUGGUGUUUAUGGUCAAUUUACUUUUGAGUAGAAAUUUUUUUUUCAUUAAACAAAAAAUACUUAGUUUUUUUUGUUGCAGUUGAACAGCUGAAAAUUUUAACACAUAUGAAGCUUUGGGUUUAUUUUACAUGCACUUGCUGUCACUGCAGUAUGUAUAUGUUUAUUUUUUCUGGAAAAUAUGAAACUAAUAAUAAACAGUAUCAUAACAUUUUAUAAUAUAAUGGUGAUUAUUUGGCACUUGUUACUUAGAUGUUAUACAAUGAUCAGUAUAUGGUUGACUUUUGACCUUAUUAAAUAGACCAAGAGAACUUUUCCUGUAUUUUCCCACCACUUGUGUUUUAAAAACAGGUUGGAGUUUCACAGUUGACUGUCUUACCUAAAAAAGCCUUCGACAUAUCAAAGAAUGCCUGUGCAAGUUGUUCAGUAAUAAAAACAUUUGAAUCAAUUCUUUAUGCAUUUGGACACCUAUUUGGUCAAUGACAGGCAUAAUAUAAAGAAAA